Toxotes jaculatrix (banded archerfish) is the source of this 3985-nucleotide messenger RNA. Its product is annotated as serine/threonine-protein kinase PAK 6-like. The record is from RefSeq and is a predicted model, not a curated record. Gene Ontology annotation, biological process: intracellular signal transduction; protein phosphorylation; regulation of MAPK cascade. Gene Ontology annotation, cellular component: cytoplasm. The transcript has 10 exons. Gene Ontology annotation, molecular function: protein serine/threonine kinase activity; ATP binding. The coding region runs from base 885 to 2897 and encodes 670 amino acids. NCBI's taxonomy places the organism in Eukaryota, Metazoa, Chordata, Actinopteri, Toxotidae.
CUGAUUUAUCAGCAGUGUCCUCCUGUUGCUGUGAUACUGAACUGAACAUGUCAAUAAAGCUUUUUUGAAUUCAAAUCUGGAAAAAUAGAGAACUGUCAGUCAAACUAAACUCCGCCCCCUUCACAUUCUUUCCUUCAUACCUAAAACAAGGUGAGACAGGGACGAGUGCAGUGGGGGAGGGAGGAGAGAGGAGGUGAAGAGGGGGAGGAGAAAGAACGGCAGAGAGAGAGUCAGUGUCUGAGAACAACAGCAGGAACCGGCCAGAACAAAGUCACCUGGACUCUGCCGGCCAGACCGAGCUGAUGUGAACCGAACAGGACGUCACCUGGUUUACCUGAGGUGAAGAGACACCGACUCACACACAGCUUCGUCGUCAUCUUUGACUUGGUGAGUAAGAAGCUGAGCGACUGAUGAUGCUAACGAGCCGAGGACUCGUCUGAUUGGCUGAUGAAUGGAACCCGAUCUGAGUCUGAGCCUGAGAUGAAUCAGUUUUGUCUCCUGUUGUUCUUCAUCAUCUUCACACUGUGUGCUGCCCCCCAGUGGCUGAAAAGCUUUCCUGGAGCUUUAACUUUCUCUGUGUGAUGAAGCAGCAGAGCAGCUGCUGUGUUUGUGCCUGCAGACAGGUGAGGUCUCACCUGGGCUGUUUGGUCGGUUUGUGUUUGACUUGAGGAGGAAGGAGGAGGAGGUCAUGUGACUCUGUUCAGGUAAACCACCUGAACAGGAAGAGAAGCCAUAACUUUACCGACACCCAGAGUGUGUGUGUGUGUGUUAUGGUUUUCAGUGUGUUUAUGGUGUGUGUGUUUUAACUGUGUGAGCCCACCUGUGUGAGUGUGUGUGUUAGAGUGUACCUUCAUGUUUGUAUGUGUGAGAUUUGAUCCUCCGUCAUGUCUCAAUCCAACCAGUGGUGUGGUUGUUUCCCUCAGGUCUCACUGCUGCAGCUCCCCUGCCGCCACCGCGCUGCUGCGGCGAUGUUCCGUCGCAGGAAGAAAAAGCACAGGCCGGAGAUCUCGGCGCCACGGGACUUCCAGCACCGUGUCCACACAUCAUUCGACACCACCACAGGACAUUAUGUGGGUCUGCCGCCACAGUGGCAGAGCAUCAUCGACACACUGAGGAGGCCACGCCCCCUGGUGGACCCGUCCAGGAUCACUGACGUCGAGCUCGGACCCAAGAAGACAAUUGUUCGUGGCAGUUUUAUCGGUCAUGGCGACUACAUCAGUCACGUGAUCUCUGAGAUGAGCCGUCUCUCCGUGUCCAGCUCCAACUCUCUGCGUCGCAGCAGCCCGUCAGCACGGAAACGAGCCCGGUCACUGGGCCGACUGGGAGAACUGGUGGAGGAUGAGUCGUACCAGUACGAAGAGCUCAAUCGCCUUGGAGUUGGUGGGAAGCGUGACGGGAGCUCCACCUUCUGGCAGGACCGGAUCCAACAGGUCCACACUGAGACUGGCAGUCCCAAACUGAACGGAGCUCUGCAGAGAGCCCAGUCCACCUGCCAGGUGGGGUCUGAGACCAUGCCCCCCACACCUGGGACACCAGGUGGGACAGGUGAGAUAGGUGGAUGGUAUGCCCACAGUGAGGGGGCGGGGCUAAGACAGAGGUCCAUUUCGUGUCACUACAACCCGCAGACCGUGGAGGCCAACAGCAGAGCUCACCUUAGACUGAAACCAGCUGUCAAUCACCUGCCGGACCUACUGUCCUCCUCCAAAGGAACUCCCAGAAGGCCGCACUCCUCCUAUGACCUCAAGCUGACUUCCCCCUCCUCCCACCUCCUGCUGCCUCCCCCCAACAGCACCAGCAGUCCCCUCAUCACAGGUAGAGGUUUACCUCAACGCUCGCUCCGCCCCUUCUCCAGCUUCAGCAUUAUUCCAAAAACAACGACCCCCCUGAACCAGGAUGAACCCUCCCAGCUGCACCCCUCCCCCACUGGAUCCCCAGGCUGCCCCCCUGCCAGGCUCGGCCCCUCCUCCACCCAGCAGGCAGUGCCUGACGGAGGUCCUCAGAAGGUGACCCAUGAGCAGUUUAAGGCAGCGCUGCAGAUGGUGGUGGACCCGGGUGACCCGAGGAUGACUCUGGAGAACUUUGUGAAGAUCGGGGAGGGGUCCACAGGUGUGGUCUGCAUCGCCCGAGAAAGGCACAGUGGGCGACAGGUGGCUGUGAAAAUGAUGGACCUGAGAAAACAGCAGCGCAGAGAGCUGCUCUUUAAUGAGGUGGUGAUCAUGCGGGACUACCAGCACCAGAACGUGGUGGAGAUGUACCGCAGUGCUCUGGUGGAGGAGGAACUCUGGGUAAUCAUGGAGUACCUGCAGGGCGGCGCUCUCACACACAUUGUCAGUGAAACCAGGUUGAAUGAGGAACAGAUGGCGACGGUGUGUGAAGGCGUCCUGCAGGCGCUGUCCUACCUUCACUCUCAGGGCGUCAUUCACAGAGACAUAAAGAGUGACUCCAUCUUGCUGACACUGGAUGGGAGGAUAAAACUGUCAGACUUUGGUUUCUGCGCUCAGGUCAGUAAAGAUGUCCCAAAGAGGAAGUCUCUGGUUGGGACGCCGUACUGGAUGGCUCCUGAGGUGAUCUCCAAAACACCAUAUGGUACUGAGGUGGACAUCUGGUCUGUGGGCAUCAUGGUGGUGGAGAUGGUGGAUGGUGAGCCGCCAUAUUUCAGCGACACACCAAUCACUGCCAUGAAGAAGCUGAGAGACGAAGCAGCACCAAGCGUGAAGAACAUCCACAAGGUGUCUCCGGUGUUGAAAGACUUCCUGGGCUGCAUGUUGACUCGUGACACGCUGCAGCGCAGCAGCGCCGGCGACCUGCUGGAGCACCCGUUCCUGCUGCAGGCCGGAUCACCUUGCUGCCUUGUACCACUGGUGGAGCAGCACCGCAAACGCAUGUCGCUCUGCUGAACAUGUGAAAGUAUACCUGAGACACAUGAGACUCACCUGAGACCACCUGAGAGCUCUCAGGCUGUGGUGACUCCAGCAACUGUGCAUGGAUUGCUUUGGUUUCUAUGACCAGAGAACCAUCAGCUCACUUUCUCAUUGGCUGCAAAGAAGGCUACUGACUUCAGCAGCCAAUCACAUACCAGUGUUGCUGUAAGCACCUCCCACCCAUGCUGCCUGUCAAAGCCUCAUCAGGUGAGUGAAAUCAUCCUGAAGACAGCAGCACGCCAACAGCCUGAACACUAAGGGUCACAGGGUCACUUCAGGUUGUGAGCAGUUGACGUCACCUGAAAACACACCUGUCACCUGAGAGGAGGAAAUUAUCUUAUAAUGUUCACCCACAUGCUGAAAAAUGUUUAAUACUACAUGGAUCUUAUUUUGACAGUUUUGUUUGUCAUUUCCUGUCGGUGAACAGAAAUUUUAACUCAACAAGAUGAAACAAAGUUUUUACCUGUUACCUGUACGUCUGUAUGCUGCUCCCUGGUGACCUUUAACCUGCUGUUCUGUCAUGUUUAACUCUAGAACGGAGGAUGUUUUUUAACAUUUCAGCUUUCCUCACGUUUCUGUGCAGAAACAGAAUUUCACAUCCAAAACCACAGAAAUUAAUGAAAAAGAACAUUUCAGUCAGUAACAAUGAUAAUUUAAAUUUGAAUUUAAAACAAUUUCAAGCCUUUAACACAACAAUCAGUGGCAAACAUAAACCAACGAGGAGAGUAGAUCAGUUUUUUUUUUAUUUAGUUCUGCUUUGUGUUGACCUCUUUGUAAAUGAAACACAUCCCACUGAAAAUAAUUAUUGAAAUUACUUGAUUAUUUAUUUUGUCUAUAAAAUUUCAGGAAGCAAUAGUAAUAAUAAUGUUCGCAUGCUUUUAGUUCUUUAAUGGGAGUAUUAAUAAUUUGCUCCUGUGAUGAUGAUCAGUGAUGAAAAGCUCUUUGGCUUUUGUGGAUUUAUUUUGAGAACUUGCACAGUUUCUGUGUGACUUUGCACAUUAGUUACAUGUUUUCAUUUGAGAUUUGUUUAUAAAAUGUUAAUAAACGGAUGGUAUUUUAAAAUC